Molecule: messenger RNA, 5496 nt
Organism: Mercenaria mercenaria
Lineage: Eukaryota; Metazoa; Mollusca; Bivalvia; Venerida; Veneridae
Exons: 2
Coding region: 1-5496 (1831 amino acids)
Biological process (GO): DNA integration
Molecular function (GO): nucleic acid binding
Source: RefSeq, a predicted model, not a curated record
AUGGAGUCGUUCAAGAAUAGGGUUACUGAUUUUGAGAAGAGACUGUCGGUACAGGAAGAAAAGAUUUCUUCUGCCUUGUGUCAGGAUUUCUCAUCAGAGAGUGUUGCACAACUGCAAAAGUUGGUCGAUAAUUUGAACUCUGAUUUAUCAUCUUAUGAAGCUACAGGUGCAACUUACAUUAAUUUUCUUACUGCAACCAAAACAGAAGAAAGUGAUCAUUUAAAAGGGUUGUUUCAAUCGCACCUUUCAAAGAUUCAGAGUGAUGUUGCUCAGUUUCGCGACAGAAUAGAAAAACGACGUCAAGGGAUUUUGGAAGACGUUAUAGAAGGUGUAUUUUCUAAAUCAAAGCAUUCAUCUAAAUGUGGUUCAUCUGAAAUGAAAAAGAAACUCAGUAAAAUGAAAGCUGCUCAAAGAAGUGUAGAAUUUGCACAAAAGGAGGUAGAACUCAUAAAAGAAAAGGCCAGGUUGGAACAGAAAAACAAGGAAAUUGAAGCUGAUUUAUUAAUUCUCCAAAAAGAAAAGGCUGCGGAAGAGUUGAAAACUGAAGUUGAGAUUUUAGAAAACGAAGGAAGUGCUGAUGAUAUUAGUGAAAAGAAAGAUUCGGUAAAACUUAAACUUCCGGAAAUGGACAAAGAUGAGAAAAUCAAGAAAUUCUUUGAUAGUAAUACCUGCCCAGUGCAAAGUUCCACAGUCGAAGAUUUUACAAAUUAUAUUCUGAAGAAAGAACUUAUAUUCUCGAGAAUUACGAAUUUCAAUGAUAACCCAGCAAACUAUCAAGUGUGGAAAACCAGUUUCCAACAAGUGACCUCAGAUAUGAAUAUCAAUGCUUCAGAAGAGGUUGAUCUGCUCAUCAAGUAUCUUGGACCAGAUUCUCGAAAGCAUGCAAUAAAUCUGAAAACAGUGUAUAGUAAGGAUCAGUGUUUGGGUCUUUCAAAGAUUUGGGAGCGUCUCGACGAACGAUAUGGUGCACCAGAAAUAGUACACAAGUUGAUACAGAAACGCGUUGAACAAUUCUCGCGAUUGACUCUCUCGGACACGACAAAGUGGUAUGAGCUUGAUGAUCUUUUGUCAGAAAUUUUAGCACUUAAAGAAGAUAGUGCAUACGCUGUCCCUCUCGCUUAUUAUGACUCGUCGGUUGGGCUUUCUUCAAUUACUUGCAAGCUGCCGGGAUCAGUCCAGGAAAAAUGGGCUACAAGAGCGAAUCGUUAUAAGCGGGAGAAGAAUGUGUAUUUCCCGCCACUGAAAGAAUUUGUUAACUUUAUUCAUGAACAGGCAAAGAUAAGGAAUGACCCGAGUGUAACUACUGUUGCUGAACGUCUGAAAUUUAACACUGCAUCCUCAAAGCAAGUUCCUGUUGUGACCAGCAGAAAAACUGAAGUUUCUAACCAUAUCCAGAUUAGGAAAUCUACUAGAUUCUGCCCGCUUCACCAGUUAUCCCACAGUUUAAAUAAGUGUAGGGCAUUUAGAUUGAAAAGUUUAAGUGAAAGAAAGCAGUUUCUGAAAGAUAAUAAUAUUUGUUUCAAAUGCUGUGAAUUCAAUAAUCACAAAGCAAAUGAAUGUAAAGUGUCAAUAAAGUGUUGUGUUUGUGGCAAUGUCAACCAUCCAGGUGCAUUGCAUGUAGAUCCAUCACCUCAACCUUCUGUAAAUCCUUAUGGCGGGGAGGGCGAAAACAGAGAUGGAGCGAACCAGAGAGCUGAUUACCCAAGAGAUUCUGUGUCAAACAGUUGUACUCAGAUAUGUGGUGCUUCACAAAUUUCAAAAUCAUGUGCUAAACUUGUUUUAGUAAAUGUUGUUAAUUCAAAAUAUCCUGAAAAUAUUGUACAAUGUUAUGCCAUGUUAGAUGAACAAAGUAAUAAGUCAUUGGCGAGAUCCAGAUUGUUUGUUUUCUUACAAAUUGAUUGUCCAGAUUUUGAGUACACUAUAAAUUCAUGUGUCGGCACUCAUGUUGCACAUGGGCGCCGUGCUAGUGAUUGCAUUGUUUCGUCUGUCAAUGGUAGCGUGAGUUAUUCAUUACCAACCCUCAUAGAAUGUCCUGACAUUCCUAAUAACAGGAAUGAGAUUUGCUCCCCUCGAGACGUAAGUUGUCAUCCCCGUCUUUCACACAUUGCUGGUCUUAUACCUGAGAUCAAUGAUCAGGCAGAGAUCUUGCUUCUUAUCGGUAGAGAUCUUGUUGAGGCUCAUCACAUUAGAGACCAAAUUUUGGGACCCCCAGGUGCUCCCUUUGCGCAACAUGUAGGUCUUGGGUGGGUCGUCAUAGGAGAGAUGUGUCUAGGUAAGACACACACUCCAGAUGUGGUCAAUGUUAGCAAGAUUCAUGUGUUAAACAAUGGUCGCCCCACAUUGUUCGAACCCUGCACCAGUCAGUUUUAUGUGGAAGACAAGGUCAAUGGUAUGUAUGACCCCUUAUUUGUGAGACAUAUUGAUGAUGAUAAACCUUCUCUUUCAAUUGAAGAUAGAGAGUUCCUUGAUAUCAUGGAUCACGGUUUCAGAAAGACCAAUGAAGGUAAAUGGACUGCUCCCCUUCCAUUUAAAUCGCCUAGGCAACGCUUGCCUAACAAUAGGUCAGAGGCCCUGCGGCGUGCAAAGUCUCUCCAUGUUAGUUUACAGAGAAACCCUGAAAAGAAAAGUCACAUGGUCGGGUUUAUGACUAAAAUAUUGGUUAAUGGUCAUGCUGAAGUUGCCCCAGUUUUAGGUGAAGAUGAAGAGUGUUGGUUCCUGCCUAUCUUUGGGGUAUAUAACCCGAAGAAACCCGGUCACGUUAGAGCUGUGUUUGACUCAUCGUCAACAUUUAAGGGAGUGUCUUUGAAUUCGGUAUUAUUAACUGGUCCCGAUCUUACAAAUAGUCUUCUGGGUGUUCUCAUGAGAUUUCGCAGAGAAUCUGUAGCAAUCUCUGCAGACAUAGAACAAAUGUUUUACUGCUUUGAGGUUGAUGAAGUACAUAGGAACUUUUUAAGGUUCUUCUGGUAUGAAGAUAAUGAUGUAGAAAAACCUUUGAUCGAGUAUCGCAUGGCAAGACAUGUAUUUGGCAACAGCCCGUCUCCUGCCAUUGCGACAUACGGGCUUCGUAGAUCUGUUGAAGAAUGUGAUGAAGACAUUAAGGUUUUUGUACACAAUGAUUUCUAUGUAGAUGAUGGUUUGACUUCUUUUCCAUGUGCUCAAGAAGCUGUGGAUUUAUUGAAGCGCACUCAAGUAGCUCUAGGUCAAAGUUCUUUGCGUCUUCACAAGAUCGCGUCCAAUGAUAAGAACGUUAUGAGGUCAUUUCCCACAGAUGGCCUUGCCAAAGACUUGAAAAGUCUAGACUUUGGAGAAAGGUUACCGACACAGUGUAGUCUUGGCCUUGGAUGGGAUCUGAAUGCAGAUUGUUUUGUUUUUAAUGUCAUACUACCUGCCCAAGUCAUCUCUCGGAGAAAAAUUUUAUCCACGGUCAACUCUGUGUUUGAUCCUCUAGGUUUUCUUGCCCCUUUUACUAUAGUUCCCAGGAGCUACCUUGAUGUGUCUCUGAGUGAUACAUCUAGUGUAGAGUUACAUGUUUUCUGUGACGCAUCAGAAAUUGCUGUCUCAGCAGUAGCAUAUCUUGUGUGUCAAACAAGUAAUCACGAGGUUCGUGUAGGUUUUGUUUUAGGGAAGUCCAAGGUAGCACCCAAAAAAGGGCACACAAUCCCUCGCCUUGAACUCUGUGGUGCAGUGCUGGCAGUUGAAAUUGCUCAAACUGCUGUUGAUCAGUUGCAGGUGAAGUUACAUGAUAUCAGAUUUUACACAGAUAGUAAUAUCGUGUUGGGUUACAUUAAUAACCAUACUAGGCGUUUCUACACAUAUGUGGCCAAUCGUGUUGAGAAGGUUAGGCGUUUUAGUCUACCUAAACAGUGGAAUUAUAUUCCUUCUGCCUUGAACCCUGCUGAUGUAGGAAGUAGAGGUGUUAGUCCUUCAGAGUUACAAAGUAGCACUUGGUUGUCUGGUCCGGACUACUUAUCAAACAGGUCAGCCCCAAUACCAGAGUUUUUUCCUAUUAUUGAUCCUGAUCAGGACAAAGUGAUCCGUCCCCAAGUUAAUGUUAGCGCGACAAGUGUUCAAGAUUAUGAUCAGCUGGGUAGUCACAGAUCUGACAAGUUUUCUUCUUGGUCAAAACUUGUAACGGCUAUUUCCAUCCUCAGACAUUUGGCAAUUUCUCAUGGUAAGCAUAAACCAUGCGCUGGCUACCAUACUUGUUCACAAGCUAGGAGUCCUGAUUUUCAGAAGUUGUCUGAAUCUCUCAUCUUGAGGGUUGUUCAAACUGAAUUCUACAAGGAAGAGGUCAGUUGUUUGAAAGGUCAACAUAAUAUUCCUAAAAACUCGCCCAUUUUGACCCUUGAUCCGUAUUUAGAUGAAAAUGGUGUCAUGCGUGUUGGUGGUCGAUUAAGUAAGAGUAACCUUGACCUUGAUCAGAAACAUCCGGUUAUAGUUCCUGGGAAACAUUAUGUUGCCAGACUUUUGGUUGGUCACUUUCACACUCUUGUUAAGCAUCAAGGACGGCAGCUUACAGAAGGAGCGGUCCGAGAUGCAGGAUAUUGGAUUACAGGUGGAAAACGGUUAGUCAACUCCCUGAUAUAUCAUUGUGUAACAUGUAAAAAGCUCAGAGGCAAAUGCUUAAGUCAGAAAAUGUCGGAACUUCCCGUGGAUAGGGUUCAACAAUCUGCACCUUUUACUUACGUAGAUGUUGACGUAUUUGGCCCUUGGUCAGUUGUAACCAGACGCACUCGUGGCGGCCAAGCAAGUUCUAAAAGAUGGGCAGUAUUGUUCACGUGCCUCACUAUCAGGGCCGUGCAUAUUGAGGUCAUUGAUGAAAUGUCUUCUUCAGCUUUCAUUAACGCUCUGCGUAGGUUUGUUUCUCUGAGAGGAACAGUGAAACAGUUUCGAUCUGACCGUGGCACUAAUUUUGUAGGUGCCACAGACCUUCUUGGUAUUGAUACUAUAUUUGUAGAAGAUCGUCCAGUUAAGAAUUUCUUACAGUCACAUGGUUGUGAGUGGGUUUUCAAUCCUCCACAUUCCUCACACAUGGGUGGUUCUUGGGAGAGAAUGAUUGGCAUAGCUCGGAGAGUUUUGGAAUCUAUGCUAAAGCCUGUUACAACACUUACACAUGAUGUAUUAGUCACACUGAUGGCUGAGGUCACUGCCAUAAUAAAUUCCCGACCCAUUGUCCCAGUUUCAAAUGACCCGGAUAAUCCUGAAGUUUUAAGUCCAUCCAUGUUACUUACAUCUAAGUCUGUAUGUGACAACACAAAUGUGAGCAAUUUAGAUGUUAAGUCUUUAUAUGGUGCACAAUGGAAACGGGUACAAUACCUUGCAGAGCUAUUCUGGAGUAAAUGGAAAAGAGAGUUUUUAAAUACUCUGCAAACUCGUAGAAAAUGGAACUAUGAACAAGAACCAUUAAGCGUGGGUGAUGUUGUUCUACUUAAAGACAAAGAAGUGUGUAGGAAUUUUUGGCCUUUGGCCAGGGGUAACAAGAGUGUUUCUCAGUAA